Messenger RNA from Drosophila subobscura, 3280 nucleotides. RefSeq names its product adult enhancer factor 1 (gene Aef1). NCBI's taxonomy places the organism in Eukaryota, Metazoa, Arthropoda, Insecta, Diptera, Drosophilidae. The record is from RefSeq and is a predicted model, not a curated record. The transcript has 3 exons.
UACGCGGUCACACUGUACGCGUAAAAAAAGAAAAGAAAUAUUUGUACUAUUUUUCUAACAUUUAUACUCCUUUUUAUAAAUGAACACACAGCAACAAAUAAUGCUCGAAAGCCUAGCUUUAAGCAACUGAUAGCGGAACGCGUGCACUCUCUUCCCCUGCCGAGACCCAACACAACACACUCGAAUGCGGAAAAUGAUGUAAAACGGGGGGAAAUCUAAACCUGAAAGGCCCCACACAACAGCAGAGGCACAAAAUGGAAAGGCAUUAACCAGCACCAACAAACCACCACCAAUCACCACCCAGCAGAAGCAACCAAGAUGAAUCUGUCGUGGCGCUUUUGAGCAUCAAUCGAUCUUAGUUUGUUUGCCAACUUUCUGUUCAAGAAGUGCGAGACCAGUCCGCGCGUACGAUUCCGAUUCCGUCUGUCAGAGAACAACUCCUCAUCCCCCGUUUCCCCACCAUCCAGAGCCUAAUCCAAUUCCCACACGCACUCCCCGAUCCAGUGCACUGGUAGCUGCCCAUGAUGCAUAUCAAGAGUUUGCCCCAUGCUCAUGCCCAUGCCGCUGCCACGGCGAUGAGCAGCAACUGUGACAUUGUUAUUGUGGCCUCUCAGCCGCAGACGACGAUUGCCAACAACAACAACAAUGAUACGGUCACACAGGCCACUCAUCCCGGUCAUGUGUCAGCGGCGGCCCAACAGCAACAGCAGCAGCAGCAGGCGCAGCAGCAUCACCAGCAGCAACAGGCGCAACAACAAGCGCAGCAGCAGCAACAACAACAGCAACAGCAGUCCUCUGGGCCACCCUCAGCGCCACCAGCACCAGCGGAACUUGCCGCCUUACCCUUCCAAAUGCAUCUGACUGGGAUAUCGACGGAGGCGCAUAGUGCCGCUCAGGCUGCAGCCAUGGCGGCUGCUCAGGCCGCAGCAGCUCAGGCAGCGGCGGCCGAUCAGCAACCGCCGGCGCCUCCACCGCAUCUGGUGCAUCUGUCCACGCACAGUCCGACCAUGUCGAAUGAGCACUAUAUGGCCAAUGGCCAUGGCGAGCACCAAGGCGAGAGCGCUGGCAGUAAUGGAAACUCUGGUGGUAGCGGUGGCGGCGGCAGUGGCGCGAGAGAUCAGGAAAAGCCCUUCCACUGCACCGUUUGCGAUCGACGCUUCCGGCAGCUGAGCACACUGACCAACCAUGUCAAGAUCCACACUGGCGAGAAGCCCUACAAAUGCAACGUUUGUGAUAAGACCUUCCGUCAAUCGUCCACGCUGACGAACCACCUGAAGAUCCAUACGGGGGAAAAGCCCUACAACUGCAACUACUGUCCCAAGCAUUUCCGCCAGCUGAGCACUCUGGCGAAUCAUGUCAAGAUCCACACGGGUGAAAAGCCGUUCGAGUGCGUCAUAUGCAAAAAGCAAUUCCGGCAGUCCAGCACGCUCAACAACCACAUAAAGAUCCAUGUCAUGGACAAGGUCUACGUUCCUGUCAAGAUCAAAACGGAGGAGGAGGAGGGGUGACUAGGACGGAUGGCGUUGGCGGGGCAUCAUCAGCAGCAGCAGCAUCAGCAGCACCAUCAUCUGCCGCAGCAACAGCAACAACAUCCGCACCACCAACAGCCACCGCAUCCGCAUCAUACGCCUCCCCAUGCCCAUGCCCACCACAUCGAUCAUCAGCGAGGAAUAACCAUUACCACUCUGCCCGCCACCACGUCUGUGGCGCAACACCAGCAACAGCAGCAGCAGCAACAGCUCCUGCAUCAUGGCAAUGGCAGUUCGCCCCACCAUUUCAAUGUGGCCUCGUUGGGUGACUUGUCCAGCGCCAUGCAGCUGGGAGCUGUCACUGCGGAUGGGAACUUUGUCACCAUGAAUGGAGUGGUGGUGGGGCGCAUUCAGCACACGCGCGAAGAGCUGCAGCAGCUCGGAGUGAUUAAGGUCGAGUCACCAUCGAAUGGUGUGACCACCGUGCCGACGUCAGCGGCGUCGUCAACGCAGCGCGAGUGAUGAGUCGAUCGGCUGCUCCUCGAGUGUAUGCUCAAGGCCGAGCAGGAGAAGGAGGAGCAGCGAUCGAGCAAGAAGUGAGCCAUGUUUGGUGUGUACGCUUACGUUGUUGUUAGUUGUUUAAUUGUAGCGAACAUUGUUGUUGUUGUUAAGGUUUAAUGUGUGACUAAGAACUUACCAAGAUGAAUGUAUAGCAAAACGCUUCAAAAGUAGCUAACCGGCAGACCGCCAACACCACAGCAGCAGCACACAGCGUUCCCCCUGAAAACCUGAAAAAUCCCCCAAACACGAAAACAGAACAGUAACUAAAAAUGAACCAGAAGCAUGACCACAGACCCUUGAAGAAGUGCUGCUGUGUGGCAGCGGCACCCCAGCCCCAGCAUCUCACACCCAGCCCAACCCAAACCCCCAACGAGGCAAUAGUUUAAACCCCACUUCCUAUUCACAUAAAACACAACCUAAUCGUAAACCUAGCUAGGAGCAGAACUAGAAAGAAAGCUAAAAGUACUAAAAACACUAUUAAGCGAAAAGUCAUUGCGUUAAGUUGAUAAUAUGUGAAAUAAGCAAAGCGUAAACGAAAUGAAAAGAACAGGAAAAUAGCUUCACAAAGUGCAGACACUUUUAAAAUUGUAAUAACCACUUUCAGAUUGUUUAAAUUAGCAUUUAACUUUGAAGGGAACUUGUACAGACCUGACUUAGUCAGAGUUUCCAGUGGUUUAUCUAUUUUUUUAUGAACUUUCAUUCAGCAGACACAAACCGCUUGGGUGACGAUUUAUGCGGGUGUACUUCGGUCGUCUGGGUUGACACAAAUUCAAUUUGUUUUAUUCAAUUCCUAGCAUAAUUAUUUAAUUUGUAAUCUUAGAGGAGAAAAACCGAUAAAGGGAAAACCGCUAACGAAAAAAAAACAAUUCUUAUAGUUUUAAGUGGUCGAAGUGCAGAGAGCCAUAGUUUGUAGUGAAACGUUUUGUUAAUAUUAAUUGAUUAGUUUUAAUAGUUAUAAUUUCUACAUAAUUGGCACAACUUGGAUAAGAAGAGCAAGUCGCGCUAGCCUUCGACUAAAUAUUAGUUACGCUACUGAAGUAAACCACAAACUAAUGCUAAUGCUAUGAUAAUGAUAUGAUUAUGCGAUAGGAAAAGCGAAGCAAGUUCUGUACAAAGCCCAACUCCAAUUUUUUGUAUGUAUAAAUCGAGCAGCGCAGCGCAGCGGUGGUAAGGAGAGAAUUUACCCAAAAAUCAAUUGUAAAUCAAUCAACAAACAUUUUUUAAAGCGAAAAUAAUAUUUUCUAAAAAUA